Monopterus albus (swamp eel) is the source of this 5862-nucleotide messenger RNA. It is a transcript of the gene aclya, whose product is annotated as ATP citrate lyase a. Gene Ontology annotation, cellular component: cytosol. The transcript has 29 exons. The record is from RefSeq and is a predicted model, not a curated record. NCBI's taxonomy places the organism in Eukaryota, Metazoa, Chordata, Actinopteri, Synbranchiformes, Synbranchidae. Gene Ontology annotation, biological process: citrate metabolic process; acetyl-CoA biosynthetic process; fatty acid biosynthetic process. Bases 437 to 3715 code for a protein of 1092 amino acids. Gene Ontology annotation, molecular function: ATP citrate synthase activity.
ACAUCAUCCAAGCCUAUCGGCAGAUUAUCCAUGAAAACAAAACUCACAGGAAGUCUCUUUCUCCGGCACCACUGGAACAAAAACCCUGGGAGAGAGGAGCAUCACUGCAGUGAAAACAAACACCCAGCCACAAUAUACAUCCGCAGCUAGCAAAGGAAGGAAAGACAUCACAAACAAGAUCAUCAGAUUUAAAACGAGCUGCUCAGUUCACCACAGCCCACGUUAAACCUGUACUUUUACUACACCACGGUUACCUGGGUGGAAGCGUUCACUGCAUGGUGAUGUGGAUAUUUGCCAAACAGGCGUUGCUGGCUGGCUGGUUUGUUGAUGAACCAAACAGCUGACUGAAGCGUCUUCUUAAGGAUCUGUCACCCAGUCCCUUUGCAAAGUCAGUGAUUAGUAGGUCAGUCUUAAACAGUAGGCUACCAGUUCAGUCAUGUCGGCCAAAGCUAUCUCUGAGCAGAUGGGAAAGGAGUUCCUAUACAAGUACAUCUGCACAGCAGCGGCUGUCCAGAACAGAUUUCGAUAUGCCAAUGUGACAGCUGAGACUGACUUUGACCGCCUGGUGCAGGAGCACCCUUGGCUGCUCACAGAGAGGCUGGUGGUGAAGCCGGACCAGCUGAUCAAGAGACGAGGGAAGCUGGGCCUGGUUGGCGUCAACCUGGACCUGAAUGGCGUCAGAGAGUGGCUGAAGCCUCGCCUAAUGAAAGAGACAACAGUGGGAAAAGCUAAGGGCAUUCUGAAGAACUUCCUCAUUGAGCCAUUUGUCCCCCAUAAGCAGGAGGAGGAGUUCUACGUGUGCAUCUACGCCAGUCGGGAAGGGGACUAUGUGUUGUUUCACCAUGAGGGAGGGGUGGAUGUGGGAGACGUGGAUGCCAAAGCAAAGAAGUUGCUGAUUGCCGUGGAUGAAAAGAUCAGCGAAGAUUCUGUGAAGAAAGAGCUGCUGACCCACGUCCUUAAUGACAAGAAAGUAGUCCUGGCCAACUUCAUUGUUGGACUCUUCAACCUCUAUGAAGACCUGUUCUUCACAUACCUGGAGAUCAACCCACUGGUGGUCACAAAAGAAGGAGUUUACGUGCUGGACAUGGCAGCCAAGAUUGACGCCACGGCUGACUACAUCUGCAAGGCCAAGUGGGGUGACGUGGAGUUCCCUCCACCUUUUGGCAGAGAGGCCUGUCCUGAGGAGGCCUACAUUGCCGACCUAGAUGCCAAGAGUGGCGCCAGCCUCAAACUCACCUUGCUCAACCCUCGAGGCAGGAUCUGGACCAUGGUGGCAGGAGGAGGUGCCUCAGUAGUGUACAGUGACACAAUCUGCGACCUGGGGGGUGUCAACGAGCUGGCAAAUUACGGGGAGUAUUCAGGAGCGCCAAGUGAACAGCAGACCUAUGAUUAUGCCAAGACAAUCCUGUCCUUGAUGACCAGAGAGAAGCACCCUGAUGGAAAGGUUUUGAUUAUUGGAGGAAGCAUUGCAAACUUCACAAAUGUUGCAGCAACAUUUAAGGGGAUUGUUCGGGCUAUUAGAGACUAUCAGGAGCCACUAAAGGAGCAUGAGGUCACCAUCUUUGUUCGUCGUGGAGGCCCCAACUACCAGGAAGGUCUCAGAGUAAUGGGGGAAGUUGGCAAGACCACUGGGAUACCCAUUCAUGUCUUUGGCACGGAAACUCACAUGACUGCCAUCGUUGGCAUGGCACUGGGCCACCGGCCGAUCCCCAACCAGCCUCCUGUUGCCGCCCACACUGCCAAUUUCCUGCUCAACUCCAGUGGCAGCACAUCGACUCCAACAUCCAGCAGAACUGCUUCUUUCUCUGAAAACAAGGCCGGAGUAGAGGCCUCACCAGCCAAGAAGACCAAAAUUGGAGCUCCUGCUGCCAAGGCAACUACACUCUUCAGCAAAAACACAAAGUCCCUAGUGUGGGGUAUGCAGACCCGGGCAGUACAGGGCAUGCUGGACUUUGACUAUGUCUGCUCCAGAGAUGAGCCAUCUGUCGCAGCUCUGGUCUACCCGUUCACUGGAGACCACAAACAGAAGUUCUACUGGGGUCAUAAGGAGAUCCUCAUCCCUGUGUACAAAAACAUGAGUGAUGCCAUGAAGAAGUACCCAGAUGUGGACGUGCUCAUCAACUUCGCCUCAUUGCGUUCAGCCUAUGAUAGCACUAUGGAGACCAUGCAGUACCCACAAAUUCACACUAUUGCCAUCAUCGCUGAGGGAAUCCCUGAAGCCCAUACAAGGAAGAUCAUCAAGGCAGCAAAUGAGAAGGGUGUCACAGUCAUUGGACCGGCCACUGUUGGAGGAAUCAAGCCAGGCUGUUUCAAGAUUGGGAACACCGGAGGCAUGCUAGAUAACAUUCUUGCCUCCAAGCUCUAUCGUCCAGGCAGCGUGGCCUAUGUAUCCCGCUCAGGCGGCAUGUCCAACGAACUCAACAACAUCAUCUCCCGUACCACUGAUGGUGUUUUUGAAGGCGUGGCCAUUGGUGGGGAUAGAUAUCCUGGCUCUGUGUUUACUGACCAUGUGCUGCGCUACCAAGACACUCCUGGAGUAAAGAUGAUUGUUGUACUAGGAGAGAUUGGAGGCACAGAGGAGUACAAGAUUUGCCAGGCUAUUAAACAGGGCAGGAUCACAAAGCCAGUGGUCUGCUGGUGUAUCGGCACCUGUGCCACUAUGUUUUCCUCAGAGGUUCAGUUUGGCCAUGCAGGAGCCUGUGCCAAUCAGGCUUCUGAGACAGCCGUUGCUAAGAACAAGGCUCUAAAGGAGGCUGGUGCUUUUGUCCCCAAGAGUUUUGAUGAACUGGGAGAGAUAAUCAAAUCUGUUUAUGAUGACCUUGUUGCCAAAGGAGUUAUUCAGCCGGCCGGAGAGCUGCCUCCUCCCACUGUGCCAAUGGAUUAUUCUUGGGCACGAGAGCUUGGUCUGAUCCGUAAGCCAGCCUCCUUCAUGACCAGUAUCUGUGACGAGAGAGGUCAAGAGCUCAUCUACGCAGGCAUGCCCAUCACUGAGGUCUUCAAGUCAGAAAUAGGUCUGGGAGGAACUCUGGGGCUGCUUUGGUUCCAGAGGAGGUUACCCAGGUAUGCCUGCCAGUUCAUUGAGAUGUGCCUGAUGGUGACAGCUGAUCAUGGCCCUGCUGUUUCUGGUGCCCACAACACUAUUGUGUGUGCCCGAGCUGGCAAAGAUCUCAUUUCCAGCCUCACCUCUGGUCUCCUCACCAUUGGUGACCGCUUCGGAGGUGCUCUGGAUGCGGCCGCAAAGCAGUUCAGCAAGGCAUUUGACAGCGGCAUGUUACCCAUGGAGUUUGUCAACAAGAUGAAGAAGGAUGGCAUGCUGAUCAUGGGCAUUGGACACAGAGUCAAGUCGAUUAAUAAUCCAGACAUGAGAGUCCAGAUCUUGAAGGACUUUGUGAAGCAGCACUUCUCCUCGACCCAGCUGCUGGACUAUGCUCUAGAUGUAGAGAAGAUCACCACAUCCAAAAAGCCCAAUUUAAUCCUAAAUGUGGAUGGCUUCAUUGGUGUGGCCUUUGUGGACUUGCUCAGGACUUGUGGUGGUUUUACAAGAGAUGAAGCUGAUGAGUUUGUGGAAAUUGGUGCCCUGAAUGGCAUCUUCGUCCUGGGACGCAGCAUGGGAUUCAUCGGUCACUACCUGGACCAGAAGAGGCUGAAGCAGGGUUUGUAUCGUCAUCCCUGGGACGACAUUUCCUAUGUGCUCCCAGAACACAUGUCAAUGUAAUCGACUGUACUAAACCUGAAAGUGCCAGCUCUUCUGUCCACAAUCCCCCCCACCCUGGCCAUCAGUCCCCAGCCCACACUGUGAUCCAUCACCUCAAAGCAGUGAUGAUGAUGUUACUGUUGAUAUAGAAAUGACAGAUAUUAAAAAGACUGUUUGUUAAUAGUUUUGGAAACCUGUUAGUGCUGCAGUUCUGUGAAUAAUAGUAAAACCUGCUAAACUGUGAAGCUCCAGUCAGACUUUGUAAUGGGGAGAGCUGACGAUGAAUCAGGUGUACAGGUGAGGGAAUUACUGUGGAAUAUUCAACUGCCCACCACCGCUACCACUACCCUCAUGGCUGCAAUGCUGAAGUACUGUUAUGCAUCCCAGAAUAUUAUGUCCGUGUGUUCACCUAGCAAAUGUGUCUGUAUCACAGGCUAUUGUGUCUUUGUGCAGCUCUCUUUAAUGUGCCAUUUGAAAAUCAUCAGCUUGCUACAAGGGUGAACAGGUAGUGUAGUAAUACCUAUAGUAAAGAACAUGCUGUAGAUCAGCAUUUUAUUUGUGCAUUGAUUGUGAAAAUUAAAAUGUACAAGAAUGUUAUCAUUUAGAUUUUCUGUAUUGGUUUUGACACACAGUCAUCUUACUGUGGUAAACAGGAGCAUUUUAUGAGUCAUUCCUGGCAGGUGCUGCUAUUUGCUCUCCCCGGGAACUGUUCUCUCUCAGCUGCUGCAAAAGGUGGGAGUAUUUUCUUCAAGGGUUUAAUUGGAAGUUGAAUGUUGUUAAUCAUAAAACCAAAUUAAAACAUUAAAAAUUACACAUUUAUUUUUCUCCAUUUAUUUAAGUGGAUUAAGGUAUUUUUGUGAUAAAUCCCUAGAUUCAGUCAUGGAGGUCCAUCUUUUAUCAGCAAUGAGCUACAAAAUGAAAUAUUCAGCUUCUUUUAAUGGUCUAUUCUGUUUCAUAUUGUGAACAUAAAUGCACUAAUCCUAUUACAGUAAAAUGGAUUAUUAGUAUUAUAACUUUAAUGUCAGCAGAAGUUGCAUUUUGCUGUUUAGUUCCAUAUUAUUUAUUUAUUACAUAUUUCUCUAUAUUCAAAUGAUUUUCUUUUAUUUUUUUAAUUGAGCUUGAUCCACUACUUCUGUUUUAACAGUUAUAUGACAGAAAUUAUACAUAUCUCACCUUAGAAAUUUUUGACACACCUUUAAGAUGGCUGUGUUUGUAUGUGAAUAAUUUGCUUAUAAUCAUCGGACAGUACACGAAGAUUAAAACUUCUGAAUUCUGUUAAAAACGAAAGGAAAUGAUACACUUUCCCAUAGGGUGUGAGGUUCAAAACUGUGUGUGGCAACCAUCACCGGUUGCCAUUUUAAUGUGAAUGUUACAAAAGUGUAGAAAAUGUCUGGGCAACCACAAACUUUACCAGUGUUGUUACAGUGUUUUUGUUUCAGUGUGAACUGAAUGUGCCUCUGUCCUGAUUUGUUGUCAACUGUGUAAUUAAGUAAAAUGUGAUUAAUGUAAGAUGAUGAUUCAGUAGCUUUGUGGUCUUGGUUGUGUGUGCAGCGUUAUCUUAUAGUUAACCACUUUCUAGAUGCAGUGUUGAACAGUUAAUUUGGUAACCAGUAUCAUUAACCAGUAACCAGUACAGUUCAUGUUAUCACAAGUUAGAAUUAUUACAUCAAAAACAAUGCAAAAAGCUAAAGGUUAAAAAAGGAGCACUGUGACAUCUUUGACCACACAUUAGAGUCAAAACAACAGCAGAAUGGCAUCAAUUGACAAAUUGAAUUAAAGAGCCUAUGGCAUACUUUUCCUUGUUUUUGGACUCAUCUACAAUGUUACAACGGUGAAUUAUCAUCUUAGACCUGACCUAAAGCUCAAAAACUGAGGUGUACGUAUCUUCUAGUACCUCUAUGCAGAAGCUACUCAGUUUAUACACGUCCCACAAACUCGCGAGCGAGACUUUUUCUGUAACAAAAAUUAUUGCGUGAUAGCUUAAUGAUUUCCUUGAAUGGGCAUAAUCUCCAGGCAGUUGUGCAUUCAUGUGAGCUUGCCUGACAUCCACCAGUGCCAUUGUAACAGUGCAAUUUUUCAACUGCGCACGUUUUUGAGGAUAUAUUUUACCUCCUGCUGCUGCACUGUGAUCAGGCUGGUUUUCCACGGAGCACAGUACCUGUUUGUUU